AUGGGGAAGUUUGUUAUUAAUAAGGGGCUACAAUAUGUUGGAGGAGAGAUACACGUGAUCAAAGGAUUUGAUCUGAAUCGUUGGUCGUAUUUUGAAGCAGUUGGAAUAGUUAAAGAAUUUAAGUAUGAUGCAGACUUCAAACUAUGGUGGAAGGGGUUGAAACAAAGGUUGAUGAAUAAUGUGAGAUUAUUGAGUGAUGACAGGGAAGCACUGUACUUGGCUCACUAUGUAGAGAAGAAUAAGGAAGAGGUAGAAAUCUAUGUUCAACAUGUUUCUAGUGAGGCAGUGGAAGUUCACUUUCUUAGUUGUGGUGAAGUGGCAGAUGAAGGAGAAAAGUGGAAGACGAAGAGGGUAGAAGGGUUGGAAGAGGGUGAUAGUGUUGUAGAAGAGGGUGAAUGUGUUGAGCAACAGGGUUCACAUGUUAAUGUGGUUGUAGAGGUUGAAAUGGGUGAGGAAGAGUGUGAUGGUGGUGAGGAACAUGAAGAGGUUGAAAUGGGUGAGGAAAGGGAAGAAUGUGAUGGUGGUCAUGAACAAGAAGAGUUGAAAUGGGUGAGGAAGAAGAAGAGUGUGAUCGGUGGUGAUGAACAUGAAGGGUUGAAAUGGGUAAGGAAGAAGAAGAGUGUGAUGGUGGUGAUGAACACAGAAGAGGUUGAAAUGGGUGAGGAAGAAGAAGAGUGUGAUGGUGGUGAUGAACAUGAUUAUCUUCGUGAAGAAGAGGAAGGGGGAAUGUGUGAGGGGAGUAAAGCUUCAGCUGAAGAAUGUCUAGAUGACAUGAAGAAGACAAAAGGCCUAUGA
This is a messenger RNA of Vigna umbellata (rice bean), 795 nucleotides long. The record is from RefSeq and is a predicted model, not a curated record. NCBI's taxonomy places the organism in Eukaryota, Viridiplantae, Streptophyta, Magnoliopsida, Fabales, Fabaceae.